AACUUGCUCAUCCGGUACUUGGUCUCUCCCUCGUACGGGGCCAGAUCCUGCAGCGCCUGCUUGCCCUCCCGCUCAAUAGCCGCCCGGAUGUCCUCAUUGCGAGGCGUAAUGCGGCAUUUGAAGGGCGAUGGGCGCAUGUUGAGCCCGUUGGUAAAGUCGAAGAUGUCGACCGGGAUCUCCUUGCCGUUCUCGUCCAGCGCCUUCUCGAUCUUGAAUCCCCAUAGCAACCGUGCUACGGUGAUGAAGGUGCCUUGCUCCGCUAGCCCUUGCCCGCUGCACACGCGUCGACCCCAGCCGAAUGUCAUGUAUCCUCUCUCGCCAGGGAACGGUCGGUUGUACGGACUGCCUUUGAUGAAUCGCUCGGGGAUGAAUCGGUCUGGGUCAGGGAAUUCGCGCUCGUGGUGGUGGAUCGCCCAGACGUUGCCUUGUACCCAGGUAUUCUUGGGGAUCAACCAGCCCUGUACGAUCGUCAGCACGUCUGCAACUUAUACAGCCAGAUGGGUCUGCCUACCUUGUAAUAAUCAUCUUGUAUUGGAGCAUGAGGCUGCCCGCCAAUGA
Messenger RNA from Rasamsonia emersonii CBS 393.64, 558 nucleotides. RefSeq lists its product as uncharacterized. The annotation marks the transcript as partial. The record is from RefSeq and is a predicted model, not a curated record. NCBI's taxonomy places the organism in Eukaryota, Fungi, Ascomycota, Eurotiomycetes, Eurotiales, Trichocomaceae. The transcript has a single exon.